Budorcas taxicolor (takin) is the source of this 2985-nucleotide messenger RNA. RefSeq names its product ADAM metallopeptidase with thrombospondin type 1 motif 8 (gene ADAMTS8). Lineage: Eukaryota; Metazoa; Chordata; Mammalia; Artiodactyla; Bovidae. The record is from RefSeq and is a predicted model, not a curated record. Gene Ontology annotation, molecular function: metalloendopeptidase activity; zinc ion binding. Gene Ontology annotation, biological process: proteolysis; extracellular matrix organization.
AUGUCAAAGCCGGGAAGGAAGUAUAAAUACGAAGAGCUCGGCAGCCCACUCGGUGCUUCCCGGGGUGUGGAGGAGGCGGGCGUGAAGGGCGCGCACGCGGCCAGGGCCCCAGCUGCUGCAGCUCCACUGGCCCGGCGGGCGCGAGCCGGAGAGGCUGCCUGGGGACCGCCGCCGCUAGACGCCCACCGGACACACGCCCGGCCAGCCGCCGAGCGCCUACCCGGGAGGACAGCGGCUGGGCCGCCCGCACCUGCCCGCGCCGGGCCCCCUUCCUGCGCCUCCCGCGCCGCCGCCGCAGCCCCGAUGCCCCGCGCCGCCCCCCGGUGGCCGCUGCUUCUGCUGCUGCUGCUGCUGCCGCCGCCGCCGCUCGCCCGCGGCGCCCCGGCCCGGCCCGGAGGCAGGAGGCCGGCCUCCGCGCUCGUGGUGCCCAAGCGGUUGCAGAGCAUCGCCGGGGAGGUCGCGCUCCACCUGUCCGCCUUCGGCCGCGACUUGGAGCUGCGCCUGGAGCCCGACGACAGCUUCCUGGCGCCCGAAUUCAAGAUCGCGCGCCUCGGGGGCUCGGGCGCGGCGGCCGGGGGCGAGAGGGAGCUGCGCGGCUGCGUCUUCUCGGGCACGGUGAACCGGGAUCCCGCGUCGCUGGCGGCCGUCAGCCUCUGCCGCGGGCUGAGCGGCACCUUCCUGCUGGAAGGCCAGGAGUUCACCGUCAAGCCCCAAGGCGCCGGGCGCUCCCUGCAUCAGCCACACCUCCUGCAGCGCUGGGGGCACGUGCACCCCGCCGCUGCAGCCCGGUCCCUGUCCAGAGCGUCUGAGAGGGAGACGCAGAAGGGAGCGGGUGUGAGGCAGGAGAGAAGAGCCGACACAGCGGAGGAGGAGGAAAAGGAGAAACAGGAGGACGACGAGGAGGGCCAAAGUUCCAGCGAGCCACCACCAACCCUGGGGGCCAAGAGCAGGACCAAACGGUUUGUGUCGGAGGACCGCUUUGUGGAAAUGCUGCUGGUGGCGGAUGCAUCCAUGGUUGCUUUCUACGGAGAGGACCUAGAGAGCCACAUCCUGAUGCUGAUGUCCAUGGCCGCCCGCAUCUACAAGCACCCCAGCAUCGGUAACUCCGUCAACCUAGUGAUGAUAAAGUUGGUGAUCAUGGGGGACGAGAAGCUGGGCCCCGAGGUGUCAGACAACAGCGGGCUGAUACUGCGCGACUUCUGCGCCUGGCAGCGGGACGUCAACCAGCCCAGAGACCGGCACCCCGAGCACUUCGACACGGCUGUCCUGCUCACCAGAGAGAACCUUUGCGGGCAGGAGGGCAGGUGCGACACCCUGGGCGUGGCCAACGUUGGCACCAUCUGUGAACCCAGCAAGAGCUGCGCCGUGAUCCAGGACCAGGGCCUGCAGGCGGCCUACACUCUGGCCCACGAGCUCGGGCACGUCCUUGGCAUGCCCCACGACGACUCCAAGCUUUGUACUCGGCUGUUCGGGCCCCUGAACAAGCACCACAUGAUGGCGCCGCUCUACGUCCAGCUGAACAAAACACGGCCCUGGUCCCCCUGCAGCGCCUCAUUCCUCAGAGAGUUCCUGGACCGCGGGUACGGGGACUGCCUUCUGGACGCCCCCUCCUGGGCCAUGGCCCUGCCCACAGACCUCCCCGGCCGCAGGGCCCUCUACGACCUGGACCAACAGUGCAAGCAGAUCUUUGGGCUGGGCUUCCGCCACUGCCCCAACUCCUCCGACCAGAACACCUGCGCGCAGCUCUGGUGCCGCAUUGAUGGCCCCGACCCCCUUUGCCACACGAGGAAUGCCAGCCUGCCCUGGGCCGAUGGGACACCCUGCGGGCCUGGGCACCUCUGCUGGGAGGGCAGCUGCCUACCCGAGGAGGAAGUGGAGAAGCCCGAGGCUGUGGUGGAUGGAGGCUGGGCCCCGUGGGGACCCUGGGGUGCAUGUUCACGGACCUGCGGAGGAGGAGUACAGUUUUCAUACCGUGAGUGCACCAACCCCGAGCCUCAGAACGGAGGGAAGUACUGCCUGGGUCAGAGAGCCAAGUACCAGUCGUGCCACACCGAGGAGUGCCCCCCGGACGGGAAAAGCUUCAGGGAGCAGCAGUGUGAGAAGUUCAAUGCCUACAAUUACACAGACGUGGAGGGAAACCUACUGCAGUGGGUCCCCAAGUAUGCGGGGGUGUCCCCCCGGGACCGCUGCAAACUGUUCUGCCUAGCCAGGGGGCGGAGCGAGUUCAGAAUGUUUGAGGACAAGGUGAUCGAUGGCACCCUGUGCGGACCCGAUACUCUGGCCAUCUGUGUCCGUGGCCAGUGUGUCAAGGCUGGCUGUGAUCACGUGUUGGACUCACCUAAGAAGCUGGACAAGUGUGGGGUGUGUGGGGGCAAAGGCGACUCAUGCAGGAAGGUGUCCGGCUCCUUCAGUCCCUCCAGUUAUGGCUACAAUGACAUUGUCACCUUCCCGGCUGGCUCCACAAACAUUGAUGUGAAACAGCGGAGUCCGCCGGGAGUUCAGAACGACGGCAACUACCUGGCCUUGAAGACCACAGAUGGGGAGUACCUGCUCAAUGGAAACAAUGCCAUCUUUCCCACAGAACAGUACAUCCUGCUGAACGGGACUGUCCUCAGGUACAGCGGUGCCUUCACCUCCCUGGAGCGGCUGCAGAGCUUCCAGUCCUUGCCCCAGCCACUGACCUUACAGCUCCUGAAGGUCCAUGGGGAUCCCCUCAAGGUCAAAUAUACCUUCUUUGUCCCUGAUGAUGUGUACUCCAGCAAACAGAGCAGCAGAGAGAGGACAACCACCAAUGUCAUUCAGGCCCUGCUCAGCACGCAGUGGGUGCUGGGUGCCUGGUCUGAAUGCUCUCACAGCUGCGGGGCCGGCUGGCAGCGGCGGGCAGUGCAGUGCCGUGACCCCAGCGGCCAGACCUCUGCCGCCUGUGAUGAGGCUCUGAAGCCUGAGGAUACCAAGCUCUGCAGAAGCCUGCCCUGCUUCUCGUGA